GCGCGGGAGCGUCGGCCCCUCCCGCCGGUGCCUCGCAGGAUCCCCCACAGCCCUCCGCGCUGGGGAGCUGCCACGGGGAGCGCCGCCGCGGCUUCCAGCGCAGGGCGUGCGACUUCACUGUCCCUUAGAGAAGUCUGUUCUCACAUGUGACUCCAAAUCAACAUCUGUAGAGUUGCAAUGGUCUGUACACUGAUCCCUGAGGAACUCUCAAGUGACUACAGGUUCAUAAGGAGGUCAUGAUAUGUGAGAAUCCAGAUAAAGACAUGCAGUAAUAUCCAGUAAGGCCCAAAAGACAACUUUUUGUUGGUGGGUAAUACACUGGAUUUUUGUUAGAAAACCUGCAAGAGUUACACAGUCAGUAAAGAUGUCAUACUUAAUAAAAGGAGUUACAUGUUGCAGUCCUGUGAGAGACAUGCACAUAGUGACAGGAACUCUGUUUAAAACACACAUAUUUAAGAACAUAUUGGGCAUCAAUGGACAACAAUUCAAAAUUUCACGUACAUCAUCUCAACUUAGUUCUGAAAACGUAAACUCUUACAAUUAUGUCAUUGUUGGAGCUGGAUCAGCAGGGUGUGUAUUAGCCAACAGGUUGACUGAAGACCCUUUCAGUACUGUACUGCUUUUGGAAGCAGGCCCUAAAGAUACCUUUCUAGGCAGUAAAAGACUAAUGUGGAAGAUUCAUAUGCCUGCUGCAUUAACUUAUAACCUAUGUGAUGAGAAAUAUAACUGGUAUUACCACACAACAUCACAAAAGCAUAUGGAUAACCGAAUUAUGUACUGGCCCCGUGGAAGGGUAUGGGGUGGCUCCUCUUCUCUCAAUGCUAUGGUAUACAUUCGUGGGCAUGCAGAAGAUUAUAAUCGAUGGAGCAAGGAAGGGGCUAUAGGAUGGGACUAUGAACAUUGCUUGCCCUACUUUAAGAAGGCACAGACACAUGAACUGGGGCCAGAUAAGUACAGAGGUGGAAAUGGACCCCUGUAUGUGUCAAGAGGGAAAACAAACCAUCCUCUUCAUCAUGCAUUCCUGGAGGCAGCCCAGCAAGCUGGGUAUCCCUUCACAGAUGAUAUGAAUGGCUAUCAGCAAGAAGGAUUUGGCUGGAUGGACAUGACUGUACAACAAGGUCAAAGAUGGAGCACAGCUAGUGCUUACCUUCGCCCAGCGUUAUCACGCCCAAAUUUGUCAGUCACAGAGAAGACACUUGUAACAAAAAUCUUGUUUGAAGGAACAAAAUCCAUUGGUGUUGAGUAUGUGAAAAAUGGGCAAAGGAAAAAGGCUUUUGCCAGUAAAGAAGUUAUAUUAAGCGGAGGUGCCAUAAAUUCUCCACAGCUGCUUAUGUUGUCUGGGAUUGGCAAUGCAGAUGAUCUAAAGAAGCUGGGGAUCCCUGUUGUUUGCCAUCUUCCUGGAGUAGGCCAGAACCUUCAAGAUCAUUUAGAAGUGUACGUCCAGCAAAAGUGCAGCAAACCUAUUACUCUAUAUAAUGCACAAAAGCCAGUUAACAUGGUGAGGAUUGGUCUAGAAUGGCUUUGGAAGUUUACAGGUGAGGGAGCCACUGCCCACUUAGAAUCUGGUGGUUUUAUCCGAAGUGAAGGAGGGGUUCCUCACCCCGACAUUCAGUUCCACUUUCUCCCUUCUCAGGUGAUUGAUCAUGGUCGGGUUGCUUCCAAAAUGGAAGCUUACCAGGUCCACGUGGGACCCAUGAGGAGCACGAGUGUGGGCUGGCUAAAGCUGAAGAGUACAGACCCAAAUGACCAUCCUAUCAUUGAGCCUAACUACAUGUCAACAGAAAGAGAUAUUUGGGAAUUCCGCCAGUGUGUCAAGCUGACCAGAGAGAUCUUUGCUCAGAAAGCUUUUGAAAAAUUUCGUGGGCCUGAAAUUCAACCAGGAAACCACGUUCAGUCUGACAAAGAAAUAGAUGCCUUCAUAAGGCAGAAGGCUGAUAGUGCUUAUCAUCCUUCCUGCACCUGUAAAAUGGGUCAGCUUUCAGAUAGCACUGCUGUAGUUGAUCCCCAAACAAAAGUAAUUGGUGUUGAAAACUUGAGAGUAGUAGAUGCUUCAAUAAUGCCCAGUGUUGUCAGUGGAAAUUUGAAUGCCCCAACUAUUAUGAUAGCAGAGAAAGCUGCAGAUAUAAUUAAGGGCCUCCAAUCGCUUCAGGAGAAAAAUGUUCCUGUAUAUAAGCCCAAGACCUUGGAAACACAGAGAUAAACAAAUGUUCUCAUCCUUCCACAUCUUUUGCUAUCUAGGCUUUCAUCAGCAUGUUGGUAUCUCAUGCUGAACAUGCCAACAAAAUAAAUACCACACAAAACAACAUAUCCUACCAAAAUAAUUAUUAAUUUGAACCAUUCUCUUAUAUUAGACUACCUAUUCAUUUUUUUAGUCAGUUGGCUUAUUUUAGUUAAACAUGACCUUUUGUGGUACAAUUCAAUGUUUUUGUUGAAGAGAAGCUAUUUCUAAAUGACAAGACAGUUGUGCACAUAAGCCAGAAGUACUGUGCAAUUGCAUGAGGAAUGGAAGAGGCUAAUGUGUGCUAUUUUGAAUAUCAUUAUGUUAUGCUUCGUUAUUUAAAGGAAGGUUUUUAACUGCUGUGAGAGCUUUACCCAGGAUAACAGCUAGUCAGUAAUACACCCAUCCUGCAAAAAAUGGUUAAGUAAAUGUAAGCAUUUAUGCAAUUUUAUAUUCACAGGCCAAAGUAGUUCCUAUCAGAAUUCAUAGAAGAGGAGGAACCUGCAUCCAUUUGGAAUUUGUCAAAUGUGGGGUUUUUUUUAUGAGGAAUGCAGAGUUUACAAAUCCUGACUGAAAGUUAGACUUCACCAUACUUCUGAACUGUAUAGUGUUCAGAAAGAAGACACACAUUGUAUUUAUCAGAAACUUAUUUGUCUAAGAAAUGCAGAACAGGAGCUGAUAUUUAUAAAAAUGUACUGAAAAAUUGGCGUUUCUUCUUGCUUUUUUCACAAGGAGCUUGGUAGAAUUCAGUUCACAAUUUAAGCUGAUUUAGUCAUACCACUUUUUCAUUUAGCGCAGUAAGAGGACUGCACUUCCUGUAACAUCCUUAAAGUUACGGUCUUUGCCCAGCGAUGAGUGUUUGCAAAGAUAUUUCUCAGCAAAUAUGCUCAAUGGUGCCUUACUAUCGCCCAAAUUUUAUUAAAACAAAUUACAGCCAAGCUAGAUUUAAAAUGGAAGGUUACUCAAGUAACUGCAUAAGGUCAGGUGUUGAUGAGGGGGGAAGAGAUCUUUUUAAAUUAGAAGGCAAGUAACUUAACUUAGUGAGCCAAUGCUAUAUUUUAGUUAGGGCUUAAAUCUUUGUUUUACUAUCCUGAGAUGUGCAAAGCGAGAGACAUGAUCUUUUAUGGCUGUUUUCUGUGUCAAUCUAAAGGUCAGGUACUGAUUUUUAAAUAAAAAAACGUAAAGAAACUGAACUCAUUGAAUGAAAUUGAAUCAAUUGAAUUGUCUGGAUUUAUUAACCAUUCCAAAUUCUGACUAAGCAGCUGUCAAAUGAUUGAUAAAGUAAAACCUUCCGUAGCCUAAGACUGCUCAGGACUUGUGGUAAACAGAAUAAACUUUUGCGUUUGAGCAGAUCGUAAAAAAACUUGCUGACUCAGAUGUUGGCUAGAGGGACAACUGCAGAUGUUUAGGGCACCUACUUCGCUCUGGUGAUGCUUGCUGUAAGGCAGUGGAUGGAAGCCCUGCUGCUAACCGAAGGAAAGGACAAUUCAUGAUAAUAGCUGCAUACAGGCAAAUAAAAAUACUGAAGGUGGAAGAUGAUAGCAGUGAACUCUGCUUCAGAGACAGGUAAACCCUUUCUAUGUACGUGAUGCAUUCUUUUGGAAUGAGGGGAAGAGCAAGAAUAUUUGAAGUCCUAGGUGAUUGAGCAGCUGUGUUAAUAAGACAUCUGAUGCAACUGUACGUUUGAGGAAGGCGUGAACUGUGUGUGGUGUGUUUUUUAUGGCAAGUAAUUUUUAUUCGGCACCUGUGCUUUUGAGAUUUUUACUUAAAGGAAUUCAAUAGGUAUCUUAGUGGCAUUUGGAACACAAAGUAUUGGGAUACUCAGAGUAAUAUAUACUGGUGAGACGUACCACAGUCCUGUGCAGUUGAGAGGGAAAGUGAUUUGUAAAUGUGGAAUACUGAAGUUGCUGCAUUUACAGCUUUACAACAUGGAUUUCCCCUCUAGGCGUGCAAGGUGGGAAUGUUGCUGUGCAACUGCAGAGGAUUAAGUAGCCACUGGCUUACAUAACUUAUUACUGAACGGGAGCAGUGUUAUCGUCUGCCCUUAUGGCAGGAUCUAAAAGAUGAGGAAACAGCAAAGGUAGCUACACAUACCAGACUGCACGUGUGUCUUUAUGGUCAGGGAGACAUUGCUGCAUUGUGGCCUCAGAUAAUUGGGCAUUUCUUCUGGAACAUCAUAAUCUUUUCUUGCCAUUCUAAACAUACACAGACACCUUGCAGAUGCCUCCCCUUCUGAUCACGUAAAUAUUUUCAUUGCUGUGAACUGCAGUUGCUUUAUUAAUUUAGGCCUCGCUGCUAUAGAAGAGGCUCCUUCAUGACAUUCCUUUGAGGCAGCGCUAAAGAAAUGGCUCAAGUGUUUGAAAGUUUUGUUGCCCUGGGGAAAUCUUCAGGUAGCAUCAAGCUACUGUGCGUCUCCUGCAUCGUACCUGGUUCCUGAUACUAAAUUCCUGUUAAUAUUGUUCUUAGUUCUAGCAGUCAAGUCUGCUAAGGGAUACUUAGAACAGGUGUAAGAGAGUCUAACAUGCUUUGUGGAGCACUGGCAGUCUGCUAGCUAAAAUUAACCAUCUUUUACACCUUACUGGAUUGCAGAACACAAGCUGAUAAUUCCUGAGUUUUCCUUAUUUAACAAAAUAAUACAGUGUAUAAUUGAAUAGUAUUCCCAGUUCUAUGCCGAUAUAAAUUUUUCUACAACUGCACAGCUGAUAUGACGCUAUGUAUUCAAAACCAGUUAACUGAGAAAGCUGUUUGAUGUAAGAAUUUGGAAGUUCCUAGACCUGCCAGCAUGGCUCAAACCAGCAACAGUACUGCGAGAGAAUGCCAGCAUUUCCAUGGUAACUGCUUGCUGCAGGUGCGUCAGACACAGCUGGAGGUCUCUGGCUGGGGGCAAUGAGAUUAAGAAAGAAAAGUGACCAAAAAUGUUUCUUUGCCACAUACUUCAAGUUGCUUUAGUAUGAGAAGUACUUUUGAAAACAGCAG
Molecule: messenger RNA, 5194 nt
Organism: Phalacrocorax carbo (great cormorant)
Lineage: Eukaryota; Metazoa; Chordata; Aves; Suliformes; Phalacrocoracidae
Source: RefSeq, a predicted model, not a curated record